CCACCUAAGGUUUCUCGUAUCUUCAAUCAUCGAACACCACGUAUACCCACGUAUAUACCGAAGGAUCUAGUAAAAGGAAGAGAUCGGACUCGCCGCUAGACCAUCGCAAAACCGCAAGAAUGACCGAGACUGGCCUGCCCUCCGACUGGGAAGUCCGUCACUCCAACUCCAAGAACCUACCCUACUAUUUCAAUCAGAAGACGCAUGAGUCGAGAUGGGAACCUCCCGAGGAAGCCGACACGGAGAAACUCAAAAUCUACAUGGCUCAACAUCACAGUUCUGCCAACACUCGAAUCGACGGCGGAGGCGGCGAGGGUAAAAUCCGCGCAGCGCAUCUGUUGGUCAAGCACAAAGACAGUCGUCGGCCGUCUUCGUGGAGAGAGACGAACAUCACACGCACCAAGGAGGAAGCAAUUGAGAUGUUGAAGGGAUACGAGGAACAAAUCCGCUCUGGCCAGACAACACUCGGCGAUCUCGCCGUGUCGGAGUCGGAUUGCAGCAGCGCCAGGAAGCGAGGUGACUUGGGAUUUUUCGGGAAAGGCCAGAUGCAGAAGGAAUUUGAAGAUACUUCCUUCACCCUGCAGCCAGGUGAGAUGAGUGGCGUGGUUGAGACGGCAUCUGGGGUUCAUCUCAUUCAGCGAAUCCAAUAGAGGACUGCGAUCGGAGGGAUGCUGGAGAAGACAGCGACGGUGGGUGCUUCAGCCUUGCCAACAGUUUCGUCACGUUCCGGAAGGGUUUACCGUGCGGGUGUGUGACCCGUGCUCCAUUCCAGCCCGUGGAGCUCAACAGCAGAAUGAG
Exophiala viscosa is the source of this 798-nucleotide messenger RNA. RefSeq names its product peptidyl-prolyl cis-trans isomerase ssp-1. The record is from RefSeq and is a predicted model, not a curated record. Gene Ontology annotation, cellular component: cytosol; nucleus. NCBI's taxonomy places the organism in Eukaryota, Fungi, Ascomycota, Eurotiomycetes, Chaetothyriales, Herpotrichiellaceae. Bases 120 to 650 code for a protein of 176 amino acids. The transcript has 3 exons. Gene Ontology annotation, molecular function: protein binding; peptidyl-prolyl cis-trans isomerase activity.